AUGUUCCAGAACGCGGUCAACGGCGUCCAGACGCAGCCGGAGGACAUCGCGAUCGCGCUGCAGCUCGUCGAUGAGUGGGGCCGCGGCUUUGCGAGGAACACGGCGGGGUUUGCUGCGUCGAUGAAGGCGCGCGGCCUCGACGCGGUCUGCGCGCCGGUGGUUGUGGAGCGGCUGGUGCGCGAUACGGUGUUGGUGACCGAGUGGGUCGACGGCUCGCGCCUCGACUCCGACGCGUCGCCCGACGUGCCGCGGCUGUGCGGCGUCGCGCUCAACGCGUACCUGACCAUGCUGCUCGACACGGGCCUCUGCAUCCUCGACUGGGGCAUGACGCUCGAGGUGCCGUCGAACCUGCAGUAUGCGCUCCUUGAGUUCAUCGCGCACCUGAACGUCGAGGACUACGACGCGGACUUCAUCAACCUCGGCUUCUCGCCGGAGGGGGUGUCCGCCGAGCGGCUCAAGGCGUCCGGCAUCACCGACGGCCUCUCCUUUGCCUUUCGGCAGCUGAGCGCGGGCGGCGGGCCAAAGAAGAUUGCCGAGCGCGCGCAGCUCGCCUCGGAGGGGGUCGACGUCAAGGGCGUGACCAACGUGAUGGAGGAGGUGUCGCGCCGCAACCGCGAGCUCUUCGCGCUGCCGCCGUACGUCCUCUACGUCGCACGCGCCUUCUCCACCCUCGAGGGGAUCGGCCUCUCGGUCGACGAGGACUACGCAAUCGUGCAGGAGUGGUUGCGCUCUCCUCCACAAGUCUCAGUCGACGCGUUCAAACCAGCCCUAGGCCCAACAGAGCACGGGCUGGAGUGCUACCCCUACCUCGCUCGCCGGCUCUUCACCGACCGCUCGCCGCGCUCCAAGGCGGCCCUGCGGGCGAUGCUCGGCCUCGACGGCCCGGCGUUCCGCGAGGCCACCGCGGCCACCGCGACGGUGGACCGAGGCGCGGGCCAGUCGGAGGCGACGCGUGAGCUGGCCGGGCUGCUGAUCCUAGAAGCGGAAUACGACAUCCUUGUGGAGGAGAGCGCACGGCUUGGCGAUGCCGCGGUGCGGCAGGCGCUGCGUACCGCCUUGGUGGACACGCCAGCCUCGCUGGUCGCGCCCCUCGGCCUUAAGCCGCCGCCGGCCCUCGAGGCGCUCCUGGCGGCGACCGACGAGGACGAGCGCGCCCUCGCCACCGCGUCAGAGAUCGCCGAGCUUAUCGGCCCGCGCGUGCGCCAGGAGCUGGGCGCGGCCGCGAGCGAGCCGCCGCUGCCGACCGCCGUGGCCGAAGCGGUCGGCUCCCUCCUCGCGGACGGAGGCGCACGCGGCGACGUGUGGCGCGGCGUGCAGGGCGUGACGACUCUCUCUCGCCGCGUCGGGGCGCUCAUGCUGCGCCGGGGCGUGCAGCGCGCCGAGGGCACUCCCGGCUUGCCAGCGGCGGCUCGAGAGGCGAUCAUCAACGGCAACAAGGCGCCGGCGGCGCAGCGGCUGCGGCAGCUUGCGGCGCGCCUGCGGGAGGGCGUCGAGGUCCGCGGUGCCCUCUGGGGAUGA
Molecule: messenger RNA, 1518 nt
Organism: Emiliania huxleyi CCMP1516
Lineage: Eukaryota; Haptophyta; Isochrysidales; Noelaerhabdaceae
Exons: 13
Coding region: 1-1518 (505 amino acids)
Source: RefSeq, a predicted model, not a curated record